AUCGAUUUAAUUUUGAUUUUCUACCAAACCUUCUGCUAUUAGUCUCUUACUAUUAAUCUGCUAUCUACAAAACUAUUUCUGUUCACCUGCUUGGGUAGCUCUGCCCGGCGUAAGUGGAGUUGUUGGAGUAGAAAUCGCUAAGCGAGUGCUGCACACUGCUCCCCUGUUGCGAGCCACCAAACAGACUGAACCGUUCAAGCUGCUCUUGUUUUUGUGGAUUUUAGACUCAUUUUACCAUGCCUAACCAUAAGAACCCUCCAACAACCGCGGCUGCGGACUGGCGACGCAGCUCUCCUGGGAUCAGCAACUUAUUGCAACAUGUUUUGGCCACGGGACAGAUGGCUGAUGUGCAGUUUGCCGUCGGGCGCGAUCACGGCGACGUGAAGAUCAUUCGGGCUCACAAGUUCAUCCUCUGCCUGAAUAGCGACGUGUUUGACGCCAUGUUCAAUGGAGGACUGCCUGAAACACGCGGGAAACCUAUCGACAUCAUGGAGAUUCUCCCAGAUGCCUUCUCCAUCAUGCUUGAGUACAUGUACACUGGUUCCGUGAAGAGAACUCUGGCAUUGGAGAACGUCUUCCACGUUAUUUACUGCGCGGACAAGUACAAUUUGCCGAUACUCAUGGAUGUGUGCCUGCAGUUCGUUCGCAGCCUGUUGAAAGUCGACACUUGCUUGGCGUACUUGGAAAUUGUUAAACCGUUCGCACACGACAGCGUGCCUGCUUUCAUGGAGAAGUGCCUGGAAAUAGUGGACGCGUCAACGGAAACGGUUUUGCAGUCGGAGCAGUUCCUGCCGAUCAGUCAAAACACACUGGAGAUGGUGGUACAGCGGGAUACUUUAUCAGCGGAUGAGUACUGUAUCUACACGGCCGUGGAAAAAUGGGCGGUGGAGGCAUGUCGCCGGAAUAACCUGAGGCCGUCAGGCAGUAACCGGCGCGAGAUGCUGGGUUCGGUUGUGUUUCUGGUCCGUUUUCCGUUGCUCACCGAUUCGCAACUGGUCAAUGGCCCUGCCAAGAGUGAACUGCUCCUGGAAAGUGAACUACUGGCGAUCUAUCGAUACAAGCAUGCCAUGACCAAACCACCGCUGGCCUUUUCGGGUGAGCCCCGAACGGGUUACGUAGUGACUUUCCGGAUGAAAGAGCGUGUGUUUGUUCAGCCCGAGGAUGAAAACUGGCUGGCGGGCGAGGUUAGCGGCACUGAAGGACAUGGCGUUACUGCCCAGCUGGUGGGUAGAACGGUGACCAUCGAUGAGCCGAAACAGAUUGUACGGGCGUUUGAUAUCCUGAAAAAGGGCCAACCGAUUCUGGCUUUCCGGCGUGGCUGGGAGAAAGCCAAGUAUUAUUCAGCAGCGGCGGAACGCGAUUCCCACAUUGUUCGCAUCGGAGACGAACAGAUUACGGUGGGCUUUAUUUAUAUCCGGAUUAGUCGCGAUGACAUGGCGGCUUGGAAAGCAACCCAUGGCGGGUGACCUAACGAGCAGGCCUGCGAGCUGUGCUGACAACUGCGACGGGCAAAAUUGCACGUUUGUAGGAAGACUAUUUUGUUAAAGGGGUCUUAGUGGUUUAUCGCGAUGACCUUUCGAAUCCUUUUAUUUGCUGCAUAAUGUGGACGAUUUCAGUUCUA
Messenger RNA from Paramacrobiotus metropolitanus, 1621 nucleotides. Its product is annotated as BTB/POZ domain-containing protein 6-B-like. Lineage: Eukaryota; Metazoa; Tardigrada; Eutardigrada; Parachela; Macrobiotidae. Gene Ontology annotation, molecular function: protein binding. The coding region runs from base 237 to 1466 and encodes 409 amino acids. The record is from RefSeq and is a predicted model, not a curated record. The transcript is spliced from 6 exons.